AUUUGUCAGACUUCAUUCCAAGUGUCAAAUAAAAUGUAGUGGUCGUUAUUAUUUGUUGUUGGGAAUAUGAGCUGUAAAACCAUUUGUAUUUGUAAGUCACUAAUCUAUUACCUGAUAAAAGUCUGAAGAAUUAUAAUUAUUAAAUAUAACUACUCUUUGGGUACUGAUAUAGUUUUGUUAGAGUAACUUGGUAUUUACUGGAGUUGAGCAAGUCAGCCUAGUUUUGUAAUCACAGGAUGAUGCAGUUUAUGCUACUUUUUAGUAGACAAGGGAAACUGCGCCUCCAAAAGUGGUAUGUUGCUCAUCCUGACAAGCUGAAGAAGAAAAUAACAAGGGAACUCAUCACAACAAUUUUGGCAAGAAAGCCGAAAAUGUGUAGCUUUUUGGAAUGGAAGGACGUUAAAGUUGUUUACAAAAGGUAUGCUAGUUUGUAUUUCUGUUGUGCUAUUGAGCAAAAUGACAAUGAACUUUUAACUCUGGAAAUAAUUCAUCGAUAUGUUGAGCUGUUGGACAAAUAUUUUGGAAGUGUGUGUGAGUUAGAUAUCAUCUUUAACUUUGAGAAGGCCUAUUUCAUCUUGGAUGAAUUGCUGUUGGGUGGUGAAAUACAAGAAACGUCGAAGAAGAACGUACUGAAAGCCAUAGCGGCCCAAGAUCUCCAACAAGAGGACGAAGCUGUGGAAGGAGCUCUGAGAGAGAUAGGCCUGCUCUAAGCCAACACUACCUGCUUCGCACGUAGCCUAGUGACUUGCACAUUUCCACCCCAAACAUGUCUUCCAUUCCUCACACUACAGUUGGAUUUUAGUUAUGCUCACAUUUUUUUCUUUCGUAUUUUAUUUUAGAACAUAAAAUUUAUAAGGUACACAGUAGAGUAUGAAUUAUUUCUUAAUCAAAUUGUAUACAGUCAUUAUAAUUUGUAUUAUAGUAUAAAAGGGUGGUAUUAAUAAUUGGGGGAUGACUAAGUUUGUUCUUGCCAACUCAGUGGAACUUUGAUCAAGCAGUAAAUUUUGUAAUUCUGUAAUCCAAUAAACUCAAAAAUCAAGUAUGAUAUAUACGUUUGAGAAAAUCCUUAACAGUAACAAAUGUCAAAGGAAAUAUUCUUGUUUUAGUAGAAUUCAUACCAACGUUGUCUCUUGUGUAAGUCAGCUAACAACAGCCUUUACAAAUACCAGUGAAAUAAAAUAGGUAUUUAUUGUUAGAGAAUAUUUUAACAAAGUUUUGUUGCAAUUGGAGUCUUCAGUAGAUAAAUGUAUCUCAACUCCAAGAGUGCCAUGAGAACAGACUUCUCCAUCUUUGUAAUACUUACUCUAUUCUUAUGUUUAGUACCUGAUUUUCAAGUUUAAGGUGCUCCUGUAAAAUCUCCUUUCUAACAAUUUCUGGCUCGUUACAAUACCCCCUUGCACAGCAACCUCUCCUUAUUAAUUGUGGUUAUAUUUGUAGCCUGUAGUGAUGGUAGUUCCAGCCGAAAGUCAUGCAGGUAGCAGUCUUGUGUGAAUUUAACAAUGAAAACAAUUUCAUGGACUUAUUUGUGAUAUUCGUGUCAACAUGCAGAGUUCAAAACAAAAGUAUUUUAAAUGUUACAGUAUUACAAAACUUUUUCAAAACUCUUGUUUACAAUAUUCUGCCAAAGUAAAUUUAUACAUUUGGACAAUACAUUUGUUUAUAAAUUAAUUAAUUCACAUAUUAUGUUUGCUGAGAAAUAUUAAGAAGUGAAAGGAGUUUAACAGCUAUUACUUAUUUCAUUUGGAAGUACAUAAAAGUAUUUUAUCCCUUUUUGUGUCAUAUUUUAUUAGGGUUACUCUUUUAUUUGCGUAAUAUGUGUGUGCACAUAAUAGCACACACACUUUAUAAAGUAGUUAAUAUGAAACACUAAAUAUUGAAGUUUUUUUACAUAGAUAAAAUACAAGUAAGUAAAUAUUAGAUUUCAAACAUAAUGUUUUAUUGAAAAGUUUUGAUAAAUUAUUACUGAUGUCAAAUUAUUAUAUCUAAAAAUAUAUACUAUGCUUGUUAUAAUUUUUUAUCUUAAUAUAUAAUGUACAGUGUGUUUAUAUAACUUAAGGCGCACAAACUAGUCGUUAAUUGAAAAUCGUAUAUUUAAAGUGUUAUUUUAUUUUCCCCAAGUUUAAAAUUUAUUCAGAUUUAUUAAAAUGCUUCAAUAUAGUCUUAAUCAUUGUUGUACCUAGUCUUAGAAUAUUUAGAACCUAUAAUUGUGAAUUAUUAAUCCUUUUACAAUUAAAUGUUUUCCAAAAUUUUAGUGCACUAAUAAGUCAUAACUCAUUCUAGCUGUUUUAAUUAUAUUUUAUGUUUUGGA
Homalodisca vitripennis (glassy-winged sharpshooter) is the source of this 2308-nucleotide messenger RNA. It is a transcript of the gene AP-1sigma, whose product is annotated as AP-1 complex subunit sigma-2. Gene Ontology annotation, molecular function: clathrin-cargo adaptor activity. Lineage: Eukaryota; Metazoa; Arthropoda; Insecta; Hemiptera; Cicadellidae. The transcript is spliced from 5 exons. The coding region runs from base 237 to 710 and encodes 157 amino acids. The record is from RefSeq and is a predicted model, not a curated record. Gene Ontology annotation, biological process: intracellular protein transport; vesicle-mediated transport. Gene Ontology annotation, cellular component: AP-1 adaptor complex; intracellular membrane-bounded organelle; membrane coat.